AUGGAGGCCCCGAGGACCCCCGGAGGAGCGCAGUUCUGCGGCCACUGCAGCCAGCAGCUGGAGGGCGCGGCCGCGUGCCCGGCGUGCGGGUGGAGGGACCCCGCGCGGAUCCCGCACAAUUGCACGAGGUGCAAGGCGUGCUCCGUGCGCGGGCUGAACUUUUGCCCGAACUGCGGCGCCGCAUGUUGGAACAAGAUGCAGCGCACGGCUCCUGCUGUCACCCCCCUGUCGGACGACGUGCUCGCCCUCGCGGACAACCCGUGGCCCAGAGGGGUUGAGGAGGGGUCCACCGUGUGCAUCGGCUGCAGCACGAGGGUGGACUUGCGAUUCUGCCCGGGAUGCGGCAAGGAGGACAGGACGGAAAACCAGACGCUCCGGCUGAAGAAGUCGUGGACGAAUGCCUUGCCGAGUUCUUGGGCGGAUUCCAUGCGCGCUGCCGCAGGGCUCCGCCCAGCAGCGGCUGGACCAGAUCUUGGCCAGCAAGCCCUACCUGGAGAGAUCCCGGAACACUUCCUGAACUACUAUGUCCGGCUGUGCGCCAGGGCCACCGCGGACGAGGACGAGGAGGGGGCGCAACACGCGUGGGACAACCUCAGCAUGGCGGUCGACAACGAGGAACGCACGGUCGCGGUCGCCUUCCGCAUGUUCGACAAGGACAGGAGCUCCAAGCUGGACCUCGAGGAGUUGCAGUUCAUGCUCCAGUACAUCGGCCUGCCCAGCUCCCUGGAGGACGCCGAGGCGCUCCUACGGCGCACCGACACGGACUCGGGGAACAACGACAUGUCGAUCUCUUUCGAGGAAUUCCUCCUCUACGUGGGAGAGAUGGGUGGCUGCCGCAACCUCGUGCAGGGCAGGCGCGAGCAGAUCGAGAGCAGACUGCCCUUCAAGCGGAGGCGGAGACGGAGUCAGGAGAAUCGGCUUCUGGUGAACUCGCAGGACCCUGCGCAGGCGCAGGUAGUCUCUCCAGAGGAGCACAGUCCCGUGAGGAACAAGUCGUCCAGGCUAAACCCCGGCCGUCUGGCUCCUGGGAGUCCGGGAGGAGCGCAAGGCCGCCGAACGACGCCGCCGGGACCGCAAGUCCCAAGCUGA
Messenger RNA from Prorocentrum cordatum, 1089 nucleotides. NCBI's taxonomy places the organism in Eukaryota, Dinophyceae, Prorocentrales, Prorocentraceae. The record is from the annotation of a GenBank genome assembly.